Messenger RNA from Trifolium pratense (red clover), 3183 nucleotides. Its product is annotated as protein YLS7. NCBI's taxonomy places the organism in Eukaryota, Viridiplantae, Streptophyta, Magnoliopsida, Fabales, Fabaceae. The coding region runs from base 1108 to 2634 and encodes 508 amino acids. Gene Ontology annotation, cellular component: Golgi apparatus. Gene Ontology annotation, molecular function: O-acetyltransferase activity. The record is from RefSeq and is a predicted model, not a curated record. The transcript is spliced from 4 exons.
GGGUGUUGAAUAUUUUUUGGUGUUGAAACCAUUGUAUGUAAUCUAAUUGAUAUCAACGAAUCUGACUCAUAUUUAGUGUGCAUAGAACACAAGUCAUUUUCCAUAAAAAAAAAAAAAAAAUUAAUAAUAGAAUGAAUCCCAAGAACCCAUCACUCUCUCAUUCACGUGCACACUGAUCUCCCGGUGAGAAAGGGAAUAUAAUUAUGAAAUUAAAUGUGAAAUAUAUGAUCUAUCUAUAAAAGAGUAAAGACUAAAUAAAUAGUGAAAGAAAUAAAGAAAGAAUGUAUCAUAAAAGAGUGUGUCAGUAAGAUGCUGUAUCUUGCUCCCUACCCACCUCAACUCAUUUCAUUCAAACAAAAUUCCUCAUUACUACACUUCUUUGGCCCAUAAUUAAAUACUCAUCAUUGCUUGGAAUUUGCAUUCACAUUCAAUUUCUUGAAAAACAAGAUCUUCUUAAUUGGACCUUGUCAACUUGUAGUAGGUUUCUGCAUUUUUUUUAAUUUUUACUACUUUCCCUUUCUGGGUAUUUUAAAUUUCUUUAAAAAAUUUGUUUUUUCCUAGUGGGGUUUAAGUCUUGAAGCUAAAUUUUGUUUCUUUAUAUGAUUUUUCUGAAUAUUUUUCUUAUAUAUUUGAUUUGACUAUUUGAGGUGCAAGAACAGGUAAAAAGUCCAAAAUCAUGAGCCUUUUUUGCUUCAAUGUUUAUAUCAUAUAUAGUUUUUAGUCAUAUUCACUCACUUUUUGAUUAUUUGUUUUAUCUGUUUUGGUGGAUAUAGCAGGUUUGUAUUUGGUGAUUGAUGGUAAUUUGAUAUUGUACAACUCAACAACUCAUUGUUGCAAUCUUUGUUGUAUAAAUUUGUGGAUAGUUUGUGUUCCUGACUAGGCCAAGGUCCAUUCGAGCUAGAUUUUCACUACGCAGACUUAGUUAGCGCUGCCUAGUGAAUACUCUAGAAGUUCGGUCAUCUUGACCAUAUGAUGUCCUUCGGAAGCUGAUCCGGAUACUGCUGUUUAAGAUCCACCUCAGAUCAUUGGUUCCGUCUGUGAGAACAAUUUCUAUAUUUUAGAUAGUGUUUGUAUGCUUCGCCGUUUAUUUGAAGCUAAUAGGAUUAAAUGAAAGGCAUGAGUUGGAGGGUUGCAUCCCCUAAAGGCUCUUCAAAUCCAAAACCACUUUAUUGGAUUGUGGUUUCAAUUGCAGUAGUGGCAGUAUUCAUAACUUUUACUUCAUGGUUUUUUGUAUCAUACCCUAUUGGUUCAACUGUUCAUGGUUAUAUCUAUGGUGUAGAGAGUUCACAAAUUUCUGGUUUAUCGGUCUCUCAGAAAAUCAAUAUAACUUCUGUUGAUCUUCACAUGAAUGCAAGUUUCGAUUUAGUAGAUAAUAAAGCACCUAGCAAGAUAGAAAAAAAUGAUACAAAUUUAGAUUCACAUGUACUUUUUAGUGAAUCUGCUUCACCAAAAAUUGUUCCAGUAACUAAGGAGGUAAAUGGCCUAGAAACUUCUGAUGCAGUGGCUUCAAAAGCAUCUGUUCCGGUGAUCGGUACCAAUUCCUCCAUUAUGAAAGGUUGUGAUCUAUACCAUGGAAAUUGGAUACAUGAUCCAUUGGGACCGUUAUACGCAAACAACUCGUGCCCUAUAUUGACACAGACACAGAAUUGUCAGGGUAAUGGGAGGCCUGAUAAGGAUUAUGAAAAUUGGCGAUGGAAGCCUUUUCAGUGUGACAUCCCACGGUUCGAUCCGAGGAUGUUUUUGGAGCUAAUGAAAGGCAAGACAGUGGCUUUCAUUGGAGAUUCAGUGGCUCGAAACCAGAUGGAGUCCAUGAUGUGUAUUCUCUGGCAGGUAGAGGAACCAAAGAAUCAGGGAACUCGCAACAUGCAGCGAUAUUAUUUUGAGUCUACAUCUUUAACGAUUGUUCGGAUAUGGUCAUCAUGGCUUGUCAAACACAAUUCAGAACCAUUUGACUUUGCUCCAGCUGGUGUGGAGAAAAUCUAUCUUGAAUCCCCUGAUGAGAUGUUGAUGGAAUUUCUCCCAACAUUUGAUGUAGUCGUUCUUUCUUCUGGCCAUUGGUUUAUGAAACAAUCUGUAUACAUCUUGAACAAUGAGAUAGUUGGAGGACAAUUGUGGUGGCCAGACAAGUCUCGGCAUACGAAGAUUAACAGUGUUGAAGCAUUUGGUAUAUCUGUUGAAACAAUUCUUACAGCUCUUGUUACACAUCCGAAUUAUACCGGGCUUACAAUUUUGCGUUCCUAUUCGCCUGAUCAUUAUGAGGGUGGUGGAUGGAACACUGGUGGGUCAUGCACCGGGAAAGUUAAACCUCUUGCAGUUGGCGAACUCGUUGAAAAUAAGUAUCUCGCUUCGAUGUAUGAGCAACAGGUUAAAGGUUUCAACCGUGCAGUAAAAAAGGCGACAAAUGGUUCAAAGAUAAGAUUGAUGGAUAUUACUGAAGCCUUUCAAUACCGGCAUGAUGGUCAUCCUGGUCCAUAUAGGAGCACUGAUCCUAACAAGAUUACGAAACGUGGCCGAGAUGGAAGGCCACCACCACAGGAUUGCUUGCACUGGUGCAUGCCGGGACCUGUAGAUACUUGGAAUGAAAUUGUGUUUGAAAUCAUUAAGAGAGAAUAUGAAGGUGAUAGAAUAUCAUGAGUUUUUUUUAUCUCUUUUCUCGACAACUGAGCUGCAUUCAUCUUCUAAGCUCAGGAGGGUGACUUGUGGAGUAAUGUACCUGUCUGAGGAGGGGUUUUGCAGUAAUGAAGAUGGAAAGUUCAAUGAAUUGUUGGCAUGCAAGCAUCUUCAUGUAGAUUUUGAAGCCUAUGUUUUGAAAUUGGAAUGUCAACAUUCGAAUUAAUGCAAUGCAUAAUCUCCAAACUCUUGCAAUCUUUCAUGUAUAUUUUGUGUGUUUAGUGUGUGUGAUUUUUUAAAACACUGUGCCAAAGAGAUCAUAAUUAUCGGAGUAUGUAGUACGCGAAUAUAUCGCAUAUACAUGUAAGAAUGGUGCAUACUAAGAUGAUGUUUUUCACAGUCUAGAAUACAAGAUUUCAACUCUUUAUAGACAUUUGAAUUUUAUACAGUAUGCACAAACUGAUUUUUCAUGAAGAUUGUUUCUUUUAAUGUUCUUCUGUCUCUUGAGAAGAUCUGCACUCAAUAAUUUUUUUUUUUUAAUUUGAUGGUUAGAUUGAUGAAAUUUAAUGUGUA